Kwoniella mangroviensis CBS 8507 is the source of this 468-nucleotide messenger RNA. RefSeq lists its product as uncharacterized. The coding region runs from base 1 to 468 and encodes 155 amino acids. Lineage: Eukaryota; Fungi; Basidiomycota; Tremellomycetes; Tremellales; Cryptococcaceae. The transcript has a single exon. The record is from RefSeq and is a predicted model, not a curated record.
AUGGAUGAAAUAACUCCACUUCUCAGCCCAGUCACACCUGAUGAUACCAAUGACUUCGUAUCUGAGGCAUGUGAAAUCAUUCUUGUCGAAGGCUCCGAAACAAACGAAAAUGUCCGUUCAACCGCCAUCGACGAAUACCAUGAGAUGAUCAGGCGUACUGCCGAGGAUGAGGAUCAGAACAAGCUGGCGUUUGCCAGCCUCCCCUUCGACACCAAUUCCAAGCUAAACGGUAUCACCGAUGAACCCGAGCUCGAUAAACCCAAGCUUGUCGACACUAUGAUCACUCGCCUUCUCAAGAGCAGAGAUCAUCAAUUGCCACCCCUUCCUGAAAAUUUAGAGCAUCUCAUCUUAAGUGAAGCUGAGGGUCUUCAAGGACUCAGGAGGUACGCAGAAGGUAUCAAAGCAUGUUAUACAGAAGAAUGUGAGGAAGCUGGUGAACUCAAGCAUGAGUAUGCUUUGGGUGAGUGA